This is a messenger RNA of Linum trigynum, 3828 nucleotides long. Lineage: Eukaryota; Viridiplantae; Streptophyta; Magnoliopsida; Malpighiales; Linaceae. The record is from the annotation of a GenBank genome assembly.
UAAACCUAAAAAUGUGUGUUUUGACGUUUUAAGAUGCAUUUUUACUACAUUGGUUGGGAUGUUGAUGCCACCCCAGAUUGUAGGUGUUGCUAUAUGGAUUAUUACCUCCCCUAGCAUCGGCAAUGAAGUCGACUUGAUCUUGGGACGCAUUCAGGUCCAACAUCACUUGGCAUUCAUCCAUAGCAUGAUUCGGACUUUGGCACCACUCAUAAAGGUGCACUUAAGCUUUAGGUAGGCUACUUGAAGCAUUAUCAUUAGUCUUAAUGGUCUUAAUCAAUUCAUUAAUCUUGACUUCGAGUGAACUUUGGGAUUCCACCACAUUAGUGUUUUUACCCUUGAAUUCCGACCUCUUCUUAUGAUACCUCAAUCAUAGCCGCAUGUCGCUGUCUCCUCAAAGAUUUUUGUUAUUUGAGGUGGCGUCUUGCUAAACAUGUCUCCUUAGCAUAAGGAGUAUAUAAGCAUAUGAUUUUCUUUGAAUAACUUGUUGUAGAAGGUCCCAACAUUAAAAUGGUCUUCAAAACCAUGGUUGAGGCAUUGGAGGAAUAGCUCUGUGCACCAUUUCCAAGCAUAUUGAGUGUCUCAUCAUCUUCUUGAGCAAAGUAGGUGAUGGAUUUUUAAAGUGUGACGGCCUUUGAUGGUGGUAAGUUCCUCGCUAUGAACUUCUCCAUUAGAUUUUCCCAAGAUAUUAUGGAUAAAGGAGCUUGAUUAUUGAGCCAUAGCCUUGCUCUUCCACUAAUGAAUAAGGAUACAACCUUAUAUGAAGCUCUUCUUGAGGUACCCCAUUCACCUUAAUCCCAUCUGUGAGUUCAAAGAACCAAUUGAUGUGGUCUCUUAGAGCCUCAUGGUUGAGCCCGAAGAAUUGGAUGUUGUUCUGGAUCACGGAGAUGAGGUUUGUCUUGAUCUUGAAGUUUAUACUGGCAAAUGGAGGACGUCGGAUUGCUUAGUUGGAUGUCCGCGAGCUUGGGGUGAAGUAGUAUCCCCAUUGUUCUCACUGGUUCCUCCUCAUUUUUCCCUUUGCUAUUCACAUGAUUGUGAACUUGAUUCUCCCCCGCCCUGGUUUCAACUUCAAUCUCAACUUCUCUUUCUUCUUGCUCUGGAGGAUUGCAGGUGGUCAACCUCUCUCAAGCUUCUCUUAGUUCCCGCGCCCUUGCUAGAUGCCGCAAGGUCUGGUUGAUUUGUAUUUGAUCGGGUACAGGUCUCCCACGUUGCUCCGGAUCCUACACAUGUGACAAACCUCAACAAAAAAAAACACAAAACAAAACUAGAGUAACCAAUAGUCAAAUUUCCUAAUAACUUGUCGUGUCCCUGACAACGGCGCAAAAAACUUUGCUUGUUCCCAAUGUGACUACUAUCCCAACCAUGGCCAAGUGCCACAAUCGGGUGUAAUAUAGUGGAAGUGAAGUUUAAUUAUCAACUUGGGCGUCAAAUGUACUAUUUCUUCAAGGACUGCCUUGUUAUCUAGUGAACCAAAGGUUUGAAUUAACUAAGUACUACGAAAACAAAGAGAAGGAAAGUUUGGUAGAAACUAUAGUGAGAAAGUUACUCGGGUGUUGUAUCCCUCUAGUUCCAAAAUAGACAGACAAAUGAUUAUCCAAGUUUUUCAACUCAUGAUUACACCAUGUAGAAUCCUAUUCUUGAUUGAUCUCCCUUUUGAGUUACUCAACCUCACCUAGAGUAGAUUAUCCAGAGUGAGAUUUUCCACAUCCAACGAAAUAGAACGUCUAGGGUGUGCCAAAUAGAUUCCCUCUAUUCGAAUGAAAUCCAAUACAACAUUGUAGCUCGAUUUCAUGCUCGACCCAUCGAUCCACAAUGAAGAUUGAGGUGAGUGCUCUAAUCAGCCUAAUUGGAUAUUAUCUACCUUAUGUUAAUAGCCAUAAUUGAGAGGAUUUUAUCAAUACCCAACAUAAUUCAUGAAAUACCUCAAACUUAUAUAUAAUCAAGACAAGAGUCAAUCAAAUAAAGAAAUCUAUCAUUCAUCUAAUCUAACAUAUACAUCUGGAAUUCAACAACACUCAAGUGAUUGAAAGUCUAGCUCAUGAUGGGAGAGUGAGAAAUACACCAAAUCAAGAGAAGAAAACAUCCUAGAAAGUUGGGUUAUUAUUCUUGCACUUCAAUAUUCAAUCCUUUGUGAUGGAUUUGAACUCCAUUCUCACACUAGGGAUCUCCUUCGUCACUUUCUCUCUACCCAUCAGAUGCAUUUUUAUUGGAACUAGGUCUACUUCUUUUUCCUCCAACCAGUGAUCAUAGCAGUAUUAUAUUUUGGUAUCCCCAUGUUCUCUAUUUUUCUAACUGAAACUAGGUUUACUUCUAUUUCCUCAAUCUGACAUUAACAUGGCUAAUUCGGUGGCUAUCUAAUAGGACAAAUAUCUAAAUUGGAUUCAUGUUCUGAAUUUAUUUAUGUUUUUGUACUUAUUGAUCCUAUUUUUUAUCAAAUAAAUUUCUCUUGUUAGAAAAACAUUUUCUCGGGUUAUUAAAAGUUAAAACUAUAGGGAUGAAUAUUCAAAUCAUAUUACAUACGAAGCAUUUUUAAUUCAAUUACUAAAAUUCAUGAGUUAAAUUUUAAGGAAUGAUCGGAAUAUUUGUAUAGGUGGUGAUGAAGUACCACAGUCAUCCCCUACAAGAGUAUUUAAAUAAAAAAGAAACACGAACAAGUAGGAGAAGAGAAGUUUCAUGCCACGAGUCUUUUCUCUUUCCUUUCUUGAACAUCAAUGUCCUUGCAACCAACUCUUAGAUCUGUAGAAAGAAAUAGUCAGUGAAGUGACCGACUGAUUUUGCGAGAAAUACAAAAUUACAUUCUUCCACGUGCAAUCACCAUAUGUUUUCUUAACUCACCUCUUUUUUUGUGUCUAAUCUUAUUCUUUUAGCAUCUAGUUAUGUUUCUAACAUCAUUUCUCUACUAAUCCACAAAAUUAAAUCUUGAAAUUUUUUGUUAUUUCCCCUCUCUAUCCAGAUUCAUUUUUUUCUUUAUUUCAUCUUUGAGUAUCCUAAUUAACUAUGGCUACAGAGAACCACAAGUCGACAACAGGCGUCCCAAGGCCAACAAAACCAAUCAUGGUGGAGCUAGAUAGCAAUGGUCCAUCUCCACCACCAAUCAAUAAGGAAAAAGGGAAUAAAAGUGAUACCAGGACAACCUUACACAGUAGUCGGGGUGGCUCUGCAACAACAUUCCUUCGCAAAGCGCAAAGUAGUUGCUCUCAAUAUUGGAAUGCACCCACAUCGACACAGCUUACCGGCACAUUUUUGCUCUUCUUUACGGGGAUCACAAUCACUAAUAUAGGAAUUCUCAGUCUCCUCUUCUUUGCCCCUUUGGUAAUCAUCUCAAGCCCUAUAUGGAUCCCCAUUGGCACGCUUCUGUUUGUUCUCGUCUCCGGAUCUUUGAUGCUAAGCAGCUGCUUUGUGGCCUUCGUUGCUGGGUCAUCAUGGAUGUAUAGCUAUUUCAGAGGGAUGCAUCCACCUGGCUCGGACCAAGUGGAUCAUGCCAGGAGCCGGAUUGUUGACACUGCUACCCAUGUCAAGGACUGUGCCAAAGAAUAUGGUGAGUACAUGCAGAACAAGAUCAAUAGAGAUGUUGCUCCGGGAGCCUAGCUAGUUAUAAUUAGGGGUAGGAAAUUGAUUUUCUCAAUGUUAAUGGGUUGGGUGGUUUGAGUCGAUUUCGGUUUCGAGGUGGAAUUUCCUAAGGAUGACCGAGUACUUUCGAUCUUAGUUUUUUCUGUUAUAUUUUCAGCCAUUUGUUUUCUAGUGGUUCCAAUGAGAGGAGCAAGAGAGAAGACAUUUUUCUAACGCCUUCCUCUUUUUGGGUAUCACUUUCAUUAAAAGGUUUAAAUUUCA